Messenger RNA from Trichomonas vaginalis G3, 1737 nucleotides. RefSeq names its product protein polyubiquitination. The transcript has a single exon. The record is from RefSeq and is a predicted model, not a curated record. Gene Ontology annotation, molecular function: zinc ion binding. Bases 1 to 1737 code for a protein of 578 amino acids. Lineage: Eukaryota; Parabasalia; Trichomonadida; Trichomonadidae.
AUGAAAGACUUCAAUGAUUUUGUUCCAAAUCUUCCAAACCCUGAUUUAAGAGUCCUGCAUGAAUACGAGAAGCACAGGCAACGAAUCAGGAACAUAAUCAACAGCCAUUUGAAUCAACAAGUUUUACAAGCCGCUCCACCUCAAAGACAAGAAGUACCGCCUAAACAUCAAUGGAUGCCAGCUAAUCAGCAGCCUCCUGCCUUCCAUACUCGCGCAAAUAAUAAUCCAGCUCCGGCAAGACAAAACCAGCAACAGCAGGCAAGAAAUUACCGCCAACAAAAUCGAGUAUACCAUAACGAACCUAUCUAUAUAGAAUCAUCGUCUGAUGACGAAGAAGAACAAAAUGUUGAUCGAGGUCUUUUCGCUUUCGCUAAUUUUAUUCCAGAUUUUUUGUUACCUCGAUUUCAAGCUUUCAGGCAGUUCGAAAACCCUAUUAGAAUGAUGCAAACACCAGAACCACCAAAACCACCAAAACCAGCUCCACCACUUCCCAAGAGGACUUGUAGUGCGCUAGGAAUGGAAUUUACCAUCCCUAUAAUACCUGAGCAAGCAGUAAAACUAAUAGAAAACGCAUUAAAAUUAGCUCCUGAAAUGGAUUUCGCUAAAGCUUCCGCUUUUCUAAAUUUAGUCAUACAAACUAACAAAUAUCCAGACGAUAUAGUCGAUCGCCUUGUUUUAUCUGCAAAUGACCCUAGACAAGGAAUAUCUGCACAAUUUCAAAGCGAAUCCCUUAAUGUACUAUUUAAUUACUUCAAUAAUGUAUCACAGACUUCUCUCCGAAGCGCUUUUACUCAAAACAAGAAAAGAAUUUUUAAUACUAUCGAACAACUAACGAGUCAUCCACUACAAGUCAUGAGAUCAUUACGAGCGAAGAAAGGAUCGAUGGUUAUUACAGACUGCUUCGUUGCAUAUGACAUUAUGCUGUUCGAAAAGCGAGAAUUAGAGAAAAAAGCGAAAGAAGACGCAGAAGCCAAGGAAUUGCAAGAAAUAGAAGAAGCAAGAGCCAAUGGAUCCCUUAUAGAGUGCAGUUGUUGUUUCUGUGAAGUUCCUUUCGACAGAUGCCUUCAAUGUCCGGAAGGUCACGUUUUCUGCAAAAACUGUGUGAUGAAAAUGAUAGAAACAACAAUAUCAGAAGGCCGCAGCUCAGUAAAAUGCCCUGCAAUGGAUGGUUGUGGAUUAGAUAUCCCGAUGUCCCAACUAGAGCGGGCAAUUCCAGAAAAGACACUUCAGAGAUUAUUCCAGACCGAGGCCAUGAACGAUGUCAUCAAGAGUGGCCUUCCAAACCUCGUAAAAUGCGCUAAUUGCGGUUUUAUCGUAGAAUUUCUCGGAUCUAGCAACAUGAGAUGCCCGCAAUGCCAGAAAGAGACAUGUAGCAAGUGCGGGCUACUCGCACAUCCAGGUAAAACGUGCGAGGAAGCCAAAGCUGUCGAUCCAGAUAAAAUUGUCGAAGAGAAAAUGAACGACGCCAUCAUCAGAGUGUGUCCAAAGUGCCAUACGCCAUUCAUGAAGGACGAGGGAUGCAACAAAAUGGUCUGUCCCCGCUGUCAAACGUGGAUUUGCUACUGGUGCAGGCAGGUUAUACCUAAAAACGUUGGAUACGACCACUUCUGGCGCGAGGCAGGGCCGUGUCCUCCAGAUCGAUGCCCUCUCUGGGUCGAAAACAAACAACUCCACAUAAUUGAGGCGGCAAAGGCAAAAAUGGAUGCAAGCGAAAAGGCAACGAACGAAGGUAACUAA